AUGCCGGACGAGACACCGUACGACGCGGCCUGGAUGUCACCAUCUCGUAGCUCGAGUGGAGAUAUCUCUCUGUCUUUUACGCAGGAUGAAGAACCAGACGAUAGCGCAUUUGCUAUCAUGGAUUCAUACGCGGAAGACGCAGCUUCCAAUAUUCACAGCGUGUUUGGCGAGGCGAUAGGAGGGAGCAGGGCUUCCACCGCAUUGCGCAACGGCCCGUACAACGGCCCGACGCCCAAUGCGACGCCUAGUCUGCCGGCACUUCCCUUUGACGAUGCGUAUUCGCGCGCACAAAUGGCUUCUAACCGGAUGUCGACCCAUGUGGGCGUACCGGACGGUGUGCCGCCUUUUUCGCCGGAGCGCGUGUACCAUCGCGCAUUUACGCAGAAUGCGGGCAAUUCCAUGCCCGUGCGUUAUUCCCUGCUGUGCGACUACCCCACAGCGGACGGUGCGCAGCGUCGAAGUAUGGGCGAGCCAAGCACGACUCGGUUCCCGAUGCGCCUGUCCAGCACCAAGCGACGGAGCGAGCAGCGCGAGAGUUUAACGAGUACGAAUUUUGACACGUUUGCGCUCUAUGGCGACAAUGAGAACGAUGCACUCGAAUCGCACGCCUACUCGCGCCCCAACGACGAAUUUGAUUUGAUCAAUGCGUACGAUGACAAACAUGACACACACAACACGACCAACGAUAUCUUUAACGUGUAUGCAGGCUCACUCCCAAGCACACCUGAGCGCAACACACUCGUACACCGGCGACACACAGGCUACGUCUCGCCCUCGACGCCCGUCUACAGCCUGCGGCACAGCAGAAUGCGGCGAGAUUCGAUGGCGUCUGCAUUUGACAGCGAGGCGGAUUUACAUGCUGCCAAGUUUGCAGGCGCCAGCUUGGGAGGGGGCGAAGAAGAGCACGCAAACCUCUCGAUGCUCUCAAUGCCCGACCAGUCCACGGACAAAUUCAUUAGGCCACAUGACGACACAAUGGAGCUGCAAGGUGGCGACGAUGAAUGGGACGAGCGCAAGUUGAAAGGCAAGGAGCACAUGUCUCUGCGUGGAUUCGCCAACGUUGGCAUGAUUGUCAUUUUGGUUUUGGCGCUCCUGAUGCUGUUUCUUGGGUACCCGCUCCUGACCGCAUACCGAAAUCACCGGAACAACUUGGCAAGGUCGACGCUGAUGAAUGUAAACGACGAUGGGGAUGUCGAGCCUCUUGGAACACAAAACCUGCGCAAGUUUAGCCUCUUGGACCGCGAUACGCCCCAGGAAGCGCUCACGCGCAAGAACCUGUACACGGGCCAGACGAUGAAACUCGUUUUUAGUGACGAGUUCAAUGUUCCGGGCCGGAGCUUUAACGAGAAUGACGACCCUUUUUGGCUUGCCGAGGAUCUGCAUUACUGGCAGACCGAAAAUUACGAGUGGUACGAUCCCGGCUCGAUCACCACGGUCCAGGAUCCCGACAAUCCGGAAAAUGGGUUCCUCCAGAUCAAGCUCUCGGAGAACCCCAUACAUGGCCUCAAUUUCCGCGGCGGGCUCUUGACCAGCUGGAACAAGAUGUGUUUCACCGGCGGCUACGUGGAAGCCAGCGUCAUGCUCCCGGGCCAGCCAAAUGCGACUGGUUUUUGGCCUGCAGUGUGGACAAUGGGCAACCUCGGCAGGGCUGGCUAUGGCGCUACCACCGACGGCGUUUGGCCGUACUCUUACGAUACAUGCGAUGUGGGUACGAUGCCGAACCAGACCUAUCUUGCGUCGCAAGGCGGCGGGCCCAUCGGCGCAGAAACGUCGGGAGAGUGGAUCGACCAGUACGGCCCUUCGCUCAGUUUUCUCCCGGGCCAGCGCCUGAGCCGAUGCACCUGCGGGGGAAGCGACCAUCCCGGCCCAUUUGAGAACGGACAGUUUAAAGGGCGCUCCGCCCCAGAGAUUGAUAUUUUGGAGGCGUCUGCGAACAAUGGCGACGAUGAGCACGGGCAAGUAAGCAUGUCUUUGCAAGUUGCGCCGUUCAACUUUGCGUACAAUUUGACGGGUCCCAACCAUUUCAAAAUGUCGACAGAUAAAGUGCACAAUGCGACCAGGAAUUCAUACACCGGCUCUGCCUUCCAGCAGGCCAUCUCUGCGAAGGUGAAUGUGACUGAUACUGCGUACGAAAUGUCCAUUAAGGGGAAGCCGACAUUUUUGCGGUAUGGCUACGAGUACAAACCGGGAUAUUCAAAGGAUGGGUCGUACAUCAUGUGGACGGUGGAUGGAAAGCAGGUGGCGCUGCUCGAGGGCGAGGCGCUCGGAGCGGAUGACGCAGUCGAGAUCGCCGACCGACCCAUACCUGAGGAGCCAAUGUAUCUGUUGAUGAACCUUGGUAUUGCCUCCUCUUUCUCCUGGAUCAACUGGGACGUGCUUAUGCAACAGUUCGAGGAACAUAACCAUGCUGCGCGUAUGCGUGUGGAUUAUAUCCGUGUUUACCAAGACGAAGACAAGAUCAAUGUGGGCUGCGAUCCGCCCGGCUUCCCUACAAAGGCCUAUAUCGAUCGGCAUAUCGAGGCAUACACGAAUAGCGAACUGACCUCUUGGACACUGCCUAAGGACAAGGGUGGAUAUAAUCAGCCGUUCCCGGGCAAUAGUUUGAUGGGACAAUGCUAG
This is a messenger RNA of Malassezia vespertilionis, 2619 nucleotides long. RefSeq lists its product as uncharacterized. Bases 1 to 2619 code for a protein of 872 amino acids. The record is from RefSeq and is a predicted model, not a curated record. Gene Ontology annotation, molecular function: glucosidase activity. Gene Ontology annotation, biological process: fungal-type cell wall organization; (1->6)-beta-D-glucan biosynthetic process. Lineage: Eukaryota; Fungi; Basidiomycota; Malasseziomycetes; Malasseziales; Malasseziaceae. The transcript has a single exon. Gene Ontology annotation, cellular component: endoplasmic reticulum membrane; plasma membrane.